UAUGGGAAUAGAUUCUUUAUUAAAAGUUCUCAAAUCUGUCACAAAACCUAGACAUAUUUCUGAAUAUUCAAAUAAGAAAAUAGCUGUUGAUACAUAUUGUUGGUAAUUCUAGAAUAAUAACUUAGGUUACAUAAAGGAAUAUUUUUAUGUGCUUAAGAAUUAUCAGAUGGCAGAGAAACUAAUGAGCAUAUAAAUUAUUGCUUAAAGAAAGUAGAAUAGCUUAAAAAAUAUAAUAUUACUGUAGUUAUGGUAUUUGAUGGAGCAAAAUUGCCAAGCAAAAAAUGUACAGAAGAAGAGCGGGAAAAGUAAAAUAAAUAUAUAUAAUUUAGAAAGAGGAAUGAUAACCUUUAAAGACAUUUAGAAUUAAAAUAACAAGGCGAGAAAGAGAGAGCAUAUUAAAAAUUAGUAGAAUCAAUAGAUGUUACUCCUUAGAUGGCAUCUAAAUUAUUGGAAGCUUUGAGAAUCAGAAAUAUUGAAUGUAUAGUAGCUCCAUAUGAAGCAGAUGCAUAAUUAGCAUAUCUAUCCUUAACAGAAUAUGUUGAUGUGAUAAUAACUGAAGAUUCGGAUCUAAUUGCUUAUGGAGCUAAAAAAGUACUUUAUAAAUUAGAUAAAUUUGGUUAUGGAGAAGAAAUCGAUUAUGAUACUAUUUAAACUUGUAGUGAAUAUAAUUUUUAGAAUUGGCAUCAUUAAAAAUUUCUUACUUUUUGUAUUUUAUCAGGAUGCGAUUAUUUGGGUUCAAUAAAUGGUAUAGGAAUAAAAAAAGCAUAUUAAAUAGUAGCAACAUCAUAAAAUUAUAGAUAAGCAAUUGAUAAUCUUUCAAAAAAGUAAAAAGGAUCUGUUCCUUUUGAUUAUAUUGAAUAAUUUGAGAAAGCAUAUCUAACCUUUCUAUUCUAGAGAGUAUUUUGUCCAGUUUAAAGAAAAAUGGUAACAAUUCAUACAUUUGAUACAGAUCUCUUGUAUCCAUAAAUGAAAUCACUUUUAGAAGGAAAUCUUGAUUUUUUGGGUAAUGUUUACACAGAUACAUUGAUAUAAGAUAUAGCUGAUGGUAAAAUAUGUCCAUAAGAUUUAAAACCAUAUUCUUAAUCAUCAAAGAAUUUAAAGUAAUAAAAUAUAGAUAAUAAAUAAAUAAAUAAUAAUGAUUAACUUGAAUUACCAAUAUAUGGAAAGGAUAAAACUGUUUAAGUUUUUAAAUUUAUUAAAAAAUCAUAAUCUACUAAAAUAAAUCCAGAAGAAUCUUUUGAAAGAUCAGGAGAAAAAGUAUCUAAUUAUUCUUAAGUUGGUAAUUCAAAAUCUACAGAAAACAAUGAUAAAAUUUUGAUUAAUAACUAAUAACAUUUUGAAUAAAGUAAUUUAUUUUCAAGCCAACAAGAAACACUUAAAUAAAAAUAAUUAAUUAAUAAUAAUAUUGUGGUCAAUUAAGUUAAAAAGAAAAAUUCUAAAAUUAUAAUAAAACAUGAAUAGAAAAAAAUUAAUUAAUAUUUCUAACCUUCUUUUAAACCAUACAAGCCACCCUCUUUUUCUUUGGUUUAGAAAUAAAAUGAAAUCUCAUAAUAAAUCAAUAUUAUUGAAGAGGAAAUUUAAAGAGUCGAUUAAAAUAUAGAUUUAUAAGUAGAUGAAGAAUUUCAAUAAUAUAGUAUCUCUGAAGAGUUUUCUGACCAUUUUAAAAAAAAAUUUUAUUACACUGACUUUGGUCUUUUCUUAAAUCAAGAACUCUAAUUCAAAUAAAUUUAGUUUUGA
Paramecium sonneborni is the source of this 1737-nucleotide messenger RNA. The record is from the annotation of a GenBank genome assembly. NCBI's taxonomy places the organism in Eukaryota, Ciliophora, Oligohymenophorea, Peniculida, Parameciidae.